Messenger RNA from Phascolarctos cinereus (koala), 6713 nucleotides. It is a transcript of the gene FBXO38, whose product is annotated as F-box protein 38. NCBI's taxonomy places the organism in Eukaryota, Metazoa, Chordata, Mammalia, Diprotodontia, Phascolarctidae. Gene Ontology annotation, cellular component: nucleus; cytoplasm. Gene Ontology annotation, molecular function: protein binding. Gene Ontology annotation, biological process: protein K48-linked ubiquitination; SCF-dependent proteasomal ubiquitin-dependent protein catabolic process. The record is from RefSeq and is a predicted model, not a curated record.
UCAACUGGGGAAUGGCUCUUAUUUUUAUAUAUUUGGCUCAGUUCCCUACAUCUGAGAAAUGAGACCUUCUCAUGAGAGAAACAUAAUGUGAAAACUUUUCCCAAGUUUUCUAUUUUCCUUCAAACCUUCUAUUCUCAAGAAUAUCCACAAUACAACCAGAAAAAGGACGGGGAUCUUCUGUAAAAGAACCUGGGGUACACACACAAAUUCAAAGUCAUUUAUGAAUUCAGACAAGGGAGUUACCACUGUGUACUGGAGUAAUUCAGAAAAAUAAAAGCAGUGUGGCCAAUAAAUCAACAAGCAUUUAUACUGCAGGGAAAGGCAGUAGAAUUGAUCUGGGUUCAAAUCCCAGUUCUGCUAUUGACUAGUCUGACUUUAGGCAAAGCAAGUCACCCUUGAAUAAAUCAACCAAUGAGCAUUUAUUAGUCAUCUAUUAUGCGUCAGACACAUGGGAUAUAAAUACAAAGAAUGAAACAAUUCCUACUGGUAGGGUGGACUAGAUGAAAUCUACGGCUCUUUCUAGGCAUGGAUGCUAUGAAAAUUUCAGAGAACUGGAGGGGGAAGUAUUGGUUGCCAUAUUUUAGAAAAUAUGUAGAAAAGCUUUAGCACACAAGGUUGGUGAAGGGACAGACCACAUAUUAUUGUCAUACACAAAGGUUGGUCAAGGAAAUGGAGAUAUAUACCCUAGGGAAGGGAGGAUUUAAGCCUUAGAGGGAACAUGAGGAGUGAUGCCAACUAUUUGAAGGGCUGUCAAGUAAAAGAAAGACUGAACUUGAAUUUGUCCUACUUGGGAGUAAAGGUCAAAGGUGGAAGCAAUGGUAAUAAUUGCAGAGAGGCAACAUAAGGAAAAACUUUUAUACAAUUUGGACUGUCCCCAAGCGCAAUGAGUUGCCUCCAGAACAAACGGGGUUUUAAACCAAGGGACUCAGAAGGAAAGGGGACCUUGACGUUCAUCCAGUCCAAUCUUCUCAUUUUGCAGCUGGGGAAACAGGCCCGGGGAGGGAAGAGGAUCGCCCGAACCAGAACUAGAGCCAUCUGAGGUCCUUCCUCAAUCUGAGAUUUCACAUGGAAGAGGUUGUAGUGAGGCUUCCACAAACGUCUUUGUUGCACUGACAACACACAGUGCUUCCCUUAGUGGCCGGUGUUGUGGUCUGAGAGGCUGAGACCCCCUCAAAGACCGGAGUACAGGAUGGGGUCGUCUGAAACGAACUCACAGCCUGUAGCGUUCUUUAAGUCCCUGUCAUGCCAUACAGCGGGCAAGGGCUCUUCAGGCCCCCCGGGAGAGCCUGGGAGUGGCGCUGGGUUGAUAUGGGAAAGGACCGCCAGGGACGCUGAUUCGGUCAUCUAAAGGCCCAGGAGUCUUUGGGAGCUGCGCAGGGGAAAGCCAGGGAGACCAUCACACACUGAGGGCGUGCCCGGACCUCGGGGAGCGGGCGGGAAGAAGAACGGGGCCAGCAGGGGCCAGGAGCUCCUGGCCAGGCCCUUCUGUCCCGAUGAGAGAAGGUCUCUCGAAGGCCGGGGCCUACUAAGCUCGGGAGGCUCCAGAGCCGCGAUGUGAGCGCUGGGCCCCCUCAGCCCGGCUCUGCGCAGCUGCACCAGGGAGGGAGAUGAGGGUCGUGCUGCCCGGCGCAGUGUCCUCGGGCGGGGGGGCCACUGCGAGGGACAGUGUUUCCGAGGCUAGGGAGAAACUGCAGCAUCCCAUCGGCUGGCAAGCAGCAGGCGCUUAAUCAAGGAGACUGAGGAAACCACAGAACACAGCUGGAAGGGACAUUAGAGCUCCUGGAGUCCGACCCCCUCCUUUUAGAGAGGAGAAGACGGGAACCAGCUCUUACAUCUCCUGACUCCUUAGCAGGGUUCUUUUCGUCACCUCCGGCUGACUCCAUCUAGGCAAAGCUCUUCUCCAUUCUGUACAUGCGGAAAACUGAGGCUCAGAGAGGGAAGGUGACCCUGCCGAGGUGUCACAGUGAGUCAGUAGCGGGGCCAGUGGGAUACGCUAACUUCCUUUCCUGGGCACUUUAAUGCCCGUUUCUGCCACACUCAACAUGGUGUUCUCGCCUUGUCCCCGCGACGCCACUCCUAACAUGGCAGCCCAGGCUACCCCGCCCCGGAAGUGGUCCUGAGCAAGGCCGGAAAGGGAAGCGGAGCGGCGGUAGAGCCGGAAGUGUUUGCCGGGGUUCUCUCUCCCUCCCCCUUCCCUAGCCACAAUAACAGACCGGAGGCCGCCGGGCAGACGCAGCCGCAGCCUCGGAGCCGGAACAUGGUCCUGCCGCGGGCCCAGCCCCGCGCAGCCUCCGCCGCAGCCUCGGCCUCCGGGCGCCCGCAACUUUGAACUCAAGUAACCAAGUUGCAAUUGGUCAUUUUCUCCUGGAGUCAUCAUAAGGAUGGGCCCACGAAGAAAAACUGUGAAACCAUGUCUGCCAAGUAAGGAAAACCCUGAGGUGACAAAGUCAGAUGAAACAAAAGAUUACAUGAACCAGCUCUCACAUGAAGUACUCUGCCAUAUCUUUAGGUACCUCCCUCUGCAGGAUAUCAUGUGUAUGGAAUGCCUCUCCCGGAAGCUGAAGGAGGCAGUGACCCUGUAUUUGAGAGUAGUGAAGAUUGUAGAUCUCUGUGCAGGCCGCUGGUGGGAAUAUAUGCCAACUGGCUUCACUGAUUCCAGUUUUCUAACACUGCUCAAGAAGAUGCCAGACAUUGAGCAGCUCUAUGGCCUUCACCCUAGGUACCUUGAGAGGCGACGGGUUCGUGGCCAUGAGGCCUUUAGCAUUCCUGGAGUGCUAGAAGCCUUGCAGGCUUGCCCAAACUUGCUGGGUGUGGAAACUUCACAUUUGGAGUUGGUGGAAGCGAUUUGGACAUAUAUGCCUCAAGUUCAUAUUUUGGGGAAGUUUCGUAAUCGCAAUGGAGCUUUUCCCAUCCCUCCUGAAAACAAAUUGAAAAUUCCUAUAGGAGCCAAAAUCCAAAUCUUGCAUCUAGUGGGGGUGAAUGUUCCUGAAAUUCCUUGUAUCCCAAUGCUAAGGCACCUUUAUUUGAAGUGGGUGAGACUCACCAAGCCCCAGCCUUUUAAAGAUUUCCUUUGCAUCAGCUUACGCACUUUUGUCAUGAGGAACUGUGCAGGGCCUACAAACUCUUUGAAGUAUGUCCCAUUGGUAACAGGAUUAGCUUCUGCCCGAAACUUGGAACAAUUAGAAUUGGUUCGAGUUCCUUUUCUUGGAGGUCUCAUCCAGCAUGUAGUUGAAGACAGUUGGCGAUCAGGUGGUUUUAGAAAUUUGCACACUAUUGUUUUGGGAGCUUGCAAGAAUGCUCUUGAAGUAGAUCUUGGCUACCUCAUCAUCACUGCUGCUCGAAGGUUACAUGAAGUUAGAAUCCAGCCUUCUCUAACCAAAGAUGGCGUCUUUUCUGCACUUAAGAUGGCAGAAUUGGAGUUCCCACAGUUUGAAACCCUCCACUUGGGAUAUGUAGAUGAGUUUUUACUGCAGUGCAAAAUGACCAAUGCUGAUUUGGUGAAGUAUGGUUUAGCUGAUGUUGUGGAAAAUCCUGGCAUUAUCACAGAUAUCGGGAUGAAGGCUGUCAAUGAGGUUUUCUCCUGUAUCAAAUAUUUGCUCAUUUACAAUUGUCCUCAUCUGCAUAACCCAAAUAAUUGGAUCACAGACCAUUCAAGAUGGACGCGACUAGUUGACCUCACUUUGGUGAGAUGUCAUGCAGUUAAACUGGAAUCGUUUAGUCAGUUCAUUGAGUUGUUGCCAAGCCUGGAGUUUAUCUCUCUGGACCAGAUGUUUCGAGAACCGCCCAAGGGUUGUGCUCGUGUUGGUCUGAGUGCAGGUACGGGGAUUGGUGUUUCGUCAGCCCUGGUGAGCAACCAGAAUUCCAACAAUGAAAAUGACAAUCAUCCAAACAACAACCCGAACGCACCCAACAAUAAUCCCCAGCAGGCCAAUGACCAGAAUGAGGAGAAUGAGAUGCGCCAGGAUGGGCAGGCUGAAGAGCAGCAGAUUGCAGCUGAGGCAUUGAAUGAGAUGGAAGAAGUGCCUCAGGAAGAUGGAGAGAGUAGAAAUGAAGGCCCAGCUCAUGGCCAGGCUGUUCUUCCCAUGGAGGUUGAUGAAGAACAAGCAGGACCCAGUGGUCUUCAGCCCGCUGCAAAAGCAACACCAAUUACUGUUCACGAUUCAGACAGCGAAGAUGAGGAAGAAAAUAUGGGAGCCCCUGGAAACUGCAUUGCUAAGAACAGUUCUCAGAACUUUUCUGACAAAGAAGACAAAAUCAGAGAGCCUGUAGAAUCCAGGCAGCUGCCAGUGAGUGGAAAAGGCAAGACGCCACUUCGAAAGAGAUGCAGCUCCUCCCAUCAGAUGGGCCAGUUGAAGUCAUCUUCCAUUGAGGAAAAUAGCUGUGAGAAAGGCUGCCAGGUCACAAGUGAACAGAUCAAAGCAGAUAUGAAAGCAGCCAGCGACAUGCCUGAGAAGAAGAAAAGCAAAGAUGUGUAUCCCAGUUGUGGCAACAGCCCAGGCUGUGUGGGCAACUCCCCCUCAUGCAACGCUGCUCCUCAAAGCCCUGACUUUGUAAGGACCGUGACUGGCAACUCUGGUGAGCCCAGCACCCCAGCCCCAGACCCAUCCCAGCCAUGUGUCUGCUCUCCUUGUAAGACUGAGGGGUCAGGGGCCGGUGAUAGAGAAAACUCAGUCUCCUCCCAGUGCUCCUGCAGUAGGUCUCAGGGACCACAAAGCAGAACUAGCAGAUGUUCUGAUGAGGAACGACCUUCCACCAGCAGAGCCUGUGUUGUAAAUGGUCCCAAUGGCAUAGGAUCAGACUUCUCCUUUAGGACUCUCCCACAUGGUGGGUCUCGAAGCCCAGCCAAUGAUGAGAGGACUAAUGGGAAUGUCUAUGGGGCCACAGGGGAUGACAGGAGAGGAAGCUCCCAGUCUGAGAAUUUUGAAAUGGAGUAUAAUGAAGACUACCCUCGAAGACCUCUAACAAGAGCCAGGAGCAAACUCUCCCAUGUACCACUGGUAUCUGAGUCAGAGGUUGCCAAACCAAAGCCACGUCAUGCCAUGAAGCGGAAAAGGACGGCUGAUAAGUCCACGAGCACCAGUGAUCCUGUUAUCGAGGAUGAUCAUGUGCAGGUUCUUGUCUUGAAAUCCAAAAAUCUUGUUGGAAUCACAUUGACCAACUGUGGAAUCACAGAUCUAGUACUAAAAGAUUGUCCUAAGAUGAUGUUCAUUCAUGCUACAAGAUGUCGAGUACUGAAGCACUUGAAAGUUGAAAAUGCACCAAUUGUGAACCGAUUUGACUACGCGCAGUGCAAGAAACUGAACAUGGAUCAGGUACUAGAUCAAAUCCUAAGGAUGCCUGCAGAAAGAAAUAGGAUCAUAUACCUUCGCCCAAUGCAACAGGUCGACACACUGACUUUGGAACAGAAGAUAUUCAGCGGCCCUUAUCCCUAUCACAUCUGUAUCAUUCACGAGUUCAGUAACCCUCCCAAUGUGCGGAACAAAGUUCGCAUUCGCAGUUGGAUGGACACAAUAGCAAACAUCAAUCAGGAACUCAUUAAGUAUGAGUUUUUUCCUGAAGCCACACGAAGUGAAGGAGACCUAAAGAAGUAUACCAAGUACCCUUGGGGAAGAGAGAUUUAUACUUUAGAAGGUGUUGUGGAUGGAGCCCCAUAUUCCAUGAUUACAGACUUCCCAUGGCUGAGGUCACUACGGACAGCAGAGCCUAAUAGCUAUGCAAGAUAUGACUUUGAAGAUGAUGAAAGAACCACCAUUUACGCUCCCCGGAGGAAAGGGCAGCUGUCUGCUGACAUCUGUAUGGAAACAAUAGGGGAGGAAAUCUCAGAGUUGCGUCAAAUGAAGAAAGGAGUUUUUCAGCGAGUGGUUGCCAUUUUCAUCCACUAUUGUGAUGUCAAUGGAGAGCCAGUAGAGGACGACUACAUAUGAUUGGGUGGAGUGUGCCCCACCAGCCACUGGUCACUCCCACUUUCCAGCUGUUCCUCUGGCAGAAAACAAGAGGAUAUGUUGGGCUGCCUUAGUGCACUUCUAUGUCUCAGGGCCAGGUCCUCGAAGGGGGUGGGGGAUACUGGCUUGAUUGGGUGUAGAGUAUGUAGUAAAUGUAUAAGGAGCAUUAACAGUGUGUACAAAGAUUUGUACAUAGCAGAAAUAUGGGGGGGGGGGAAGCUUCUUGGAGCUCAGACUUUAUAUCAUAUGUUUAUACAAUUUAAUUUAAAAAUCCAUUUAAAUGAAGGCAGGUAACACAGAAGAGUUGACACAUUUGUUUUGUUUUUUUUUUUUUCUUGGCUCUUUCAGUUCCUAAGUGUCUCUUCAUUUGCCAAGCCAAGACCUCGGUUGCUACAUUCAGAAAAAUCACUGGCGUCUCCUUAAAUCUGUGCCUUUUUCUUCUUGAGCGAGUCUGUUUGAGUAAAUCUGUUGAGCAGUUUGUGUGUCUCGAGUGCAUUAAAAAAAAAAAAUCAGAGUGCUGUAGCAUAGGAGAGCACGAUUGGAGAGGGUGGAAUAAGAUUUUCUGUACGAGACUGUACUUUCUAUUUUUUUUAAAAGCAUUACAGUUUCCACAUUUCUUAAAAUCAAAUAAAUAAAAAAAGGCUUAUGGACUGCAAUUCCCUGAGUUUGAAAACCUGAAUUCCAAAGCAUUUUCUAGUUAUUUAUUUCCACAUUUGAUUGUGUAUUUGUUUUAUCUUGGAAUAUGAAAAUAAAACUUUAUUACAAACUGGG